Polypterus senegalus (gray bichir) is the source of this 3362-nucleotide messenger RNA. Its product is annotated as 5-hydroxytryptamine receptor 3A-like. Gene Ontology annotation, cellular component: neuron projection; membrane; synapse. Bases 24 to 1388 code for a protein of 454 amino acids. The transcript is spliced from 9 exons. Gene Ontology annotation, biological process: signal transduction; nervous system process; regulation of membrane potential. Lineage: Eukaryota; Metazoa; Chordata; Cladistia; Polypteriformes; Polypteridae. Gene Ontology annotation, molecular function: extracellular ligand-gated monoatomic ion channel activity; transmembrane signaling receptor activity; neurotransmitter receptor activity. The record is from RefSeq and is a predicted model, not a curated record.
GCUGCCAGGUGGUGGUCUCAAUUAUGGGAACGGAACUGGCAAUCCUUCUCCUGGUGGGGCUCCUCCGCUUCCAACUAACAGACACCUGCUCUGCUGCAAAUGAAGACCUGUCCUCCCUCUUGAAGGGUAUCACGCGAGGCUACGAGAAGAGAUUCCGGCCCGUCAAGGACUGGCGCUCUCCGGUCACCGUCUACCUGGACUUGGCCCUGCACUCCAUCAUCGAUCUGCAGGACAAGGAGGAGAAGGUCUCCCUGCAGCUCUUCUUCACUGAGAGAUGGCAGGAUGAGAACCUGGUGUGGGACCCCCCUCGGUGCGACGACCUGACUCACUUCACAUUGCCGGCUGCCAGCGUCUGGACCCCAGACAUCUCACUUAGCGAGCUGGUAGGUGAAGAGAACACUGAGCCAGCCUCAUACAUCUCUGUGGGGCCGGCAGGAUGGCUGCAGCGCGUCAGGCAGCUCGUGGUGGUGGUCCGUUGUAACCUGGCCAUGUUUAAGUUUCCUUUUGAUGUCCAAAGAUGUAAUCUCACCUUCAGGCCAAACCUCCAUGCUGCGGAAGAUGUGCGUCUCGUCCCUGAGAGCCGAGCGUCAAUGCCGUUCCACGAGAGCCCCACGUACACGAGUCACGGCCAGUGGCAGCUGCAGUCUCUGCUCAAUUACAGUUUCAGCGAGAAGCUCUACAACAGGACGUACUCCAUGGUCGCCUUUGAGGUGACCAUGGCCCGCUGCCCCACAUUCUACGUGAUCCACCUGAUUGUGCCAAGCGCCUUUGUGAUGCUCAUCGAUGUUUUCGGGUUCGCCAUUCCUGCGGACACCGGAGAACGAGUCUCCUUCAAAAUAACCCUCCUCUUCGGAUACACGGUCUUCCUGGUCCUGGUCAACGAUCUCCUGCCGCCAUUUCGAGAUGCCACUCCGGUGCUGGGUAUCUACUUCGUGGUUUGCAUGGCCUUCCUGGUGCUCAGCGUAGCUCAGUCCGUACUGCUGUUGGCUCUCGUGCGGCCGGACAUCCAACACAAAGCCCCGCCCCUACCCUGCCUAAGUCUCCGCCUCUUUCCUGAUUGGAAGGCAAAGUGGACCCUGAGAACAGAGGACAGGCACGCAAAUGCAUAUUUAGGAACAAGAAGUCUGCACAGAUAUCUGGAAGCUGCCUUCGAGAAAAAGAGAGGGAAUCCCGAGGGGGAAAGCCGACUGCUCGGAGCACUCAAGGACCUGGAAGCGGAGGUGCGAGAGGUCAGCGGUGAGCUGCAGGACCUGCUGCGCAGGAGUGAGAUGCGCCGAAUGUGUCAGGAGCUCCUCGGGACCCUGGACGCCGCGUGCUUCUGCGCCUACCUCGUCCUCCUCGCGCUCUUCUUCCUGGCGCUCUCCAUCCUCUGGGGGACCGACCAGUGACACUCCAGUCAACCCCCGGUCCUGGGGCAGGAGCUCGGAGACUUUGAAUAACACUCUAAACUAGGGUUACCACUUUUAAUGCAAAAAAAUAAGGGACGCAUACUGCAGCGGGGGCCACAUCCCUUGGGGGCCAAGCGCAAUUUCAUUCUCAAAUACGGGACGAUUCCGUAUUUUAAAGGACGGGUGGCAACCCUACUCUAAACACCCGUUUUUGUAAUGGUUAUUGAACAGCAAAAUUAUCAGUGUUACAUCUUACUGAAAUAAUUAUACAAGCCGCGUUUCUAUAUACACUUCAUUUAAAGUGUUAUUGUAACUAUUUUACUGCGUAUAAAUACUAUUAAGGCAAAAGACCUUUGACAGCCAGCCCCCACCCGAGACGAUAAGCAGUUACAAUAAAAUAUGCGCGUCUUUUCAGAGCCAGUCUGCAAGAACAGAGCAGAGGAGAGGCGCGUUCUGGGAAGAGGCGUCUGCGCAGACUCUGCGGGCGAGCUGCACGACACCCGAAACGACAGAGGAAGCCGCCUGUCUGCACGGAGAUGACGGAGGGGGGCGCUAAGAGAAAGACAUUUGGACUCCAGUAUCCCACUAGGCGAUGUUUACAUCCGUCGAAAAUGGCCGUGAUUAUCUACCUACCUGUUGUAUAGUGCGUUUCGUUUCUGUAGAUCUGCAGUACUGAAUAUCCAUGGGCCCACCUUUAUGUCAUGCAGUGCCUUUCACAUUUGUCUGUCACUAGUCACUCCUUAGCUAUGUUUAUAUCGCUCGUCUCAUCUAUCGGUCUAUCAUCACUUGUUAGUGACGUGUAUAGCGCCUUUAACAUCUGCUGUAUGUGUCUUCCCUAACUCUAACACAGUACCUUUCAUAUCUAUCAGUCUUUUUAUUUAUUGUGACUUUCGAAUAUAUUAAUCAUAUCGUGUCUUUCAUCCUAUUUAUUAAUCCAUUAUAAAGUCCCUUUCAUUUCUGUAUAUCUACAGCACAUCCAUCUGGCCGUCUGUUUGUUAUAUAGUGCCUGUCACUAUUUGGCUAUGUUUAUAUUGCCCAUCUUAUCUGUCUGUCUAAUGCCUUUAAUAUGUAUCUAUCAGUCAUAUAGUGCCUUUAACAUCAAUUAAUCUUAUUUAUUUAGUUUAUCUAACUCUAACGUAGUGCCUUUCAUAUCUAUCGUCCUGUUUUAUAGCGUCUUUCAUAACAGUCGAGUGGCUUUCAUUUCUACACAGUAUUUCCAUCUAUCCGUCACUUUCUUGUAUAGUGCCUUUCACGUCAGUCCAUCAUUAAUCAAACCUUAGUGAUGUUUUUUAUGUCGUGUCUUAUCAUUCAUCGCCUGUUCAAAAUGUUUAUAGUGCCUUUCACAUCUGUCUGUCUCUCAAUCACUCAUCACCUGUUAGCUAUAAUGCCUUUUACAUCUGUUUAUCAAUCAAUCACCUGUUAGCUAGGUAUAUAGUGCCUUUCAGAUUUAUUUUCUAUUAGGGUUCCCUGUCUCUGACACAGUACUAUUUAUAUCUAUGAACCUUUUGUUUAUAGUGCCUUUUCAUAUCUAUCUAAAUCUUAGAUAAUGUCUUCAAUUUAUCUACUUCACAGGGGCAGAUCUACUAUGAAACUAAUAAAACUUGAGCUUCUGGGCCCCAGCAGUGACUUUAGUCCACUUUGCCUAAAAAGUCUGUGAUCUACUAUAGGAUAUUUUAUAUAUACCUAUAUAAUAUUAAAUAAUAUGCUACUUGUGUACUAAAUGGAUGGCAGUUCCUAACCCUAAGCCCAACCCCAACCACAAAUACUAACCUUGAAGUUAGUGGGGUUGGAGCUUAGUUACUUAUGGGUGUCUAAUGUUAAAAAUGAAAAUCCGAUUUGCGUCACGAUAAUAGAAGAGGGUACGUUUACUACACAAACACCAAUAAGAUUAUUACUAUAUUGUAUCCAUCCAUUUUCCAACCCGCUGAAUCCGAACGCAGGGUCACGGGGGUCUGCUGGAGCCAAUCCCAGCCA